UGAGAGCCCCCAAAAGCAUCUGUACUUCUUGUGUUUCAUUAACCGGGUGAAUCAAUGCACAGUCCUCCAACCGCUUUAAACUUUGUGUCUGUGCCAAUGAUUCUGGUUUUGAUUAAACUCAUCUACUGUUCAUAGCUUUAUCACUUGUGUGCCUGCUGCUCCAAUGGCUUCAAAUCAUCCUGGUUAACAACCACGACAUUCGUACAUGAGACCCCCUUGCACCGACAAGAGGAACAAUAGACCGGGUCCUUGGGCUGCUGAAGAUGACCCAAGGACGAUCGUUCAAGGGAACGGAAAUUGGAGCCUUGCCCCCAGAAAAGCAGGUCUUAGAAGAUGUGGGAAAAGUUGCAAGCCCAGAUGGAGCAAUUACCAUCAACCAGAUUCGAAGCUUGAGAUCUUCACACCACAGGAAGAGGAGCUCAUAAUCAGGCUCCAUGUAAUCAUAGGCAGCAGGUGGUCCAUCAUCGCCCAGCAACUUCCAGGGAGGACUGACAAUGAUGUGAAGAACCACUGGAAUACUAAGCUCCGGAAGAAGCUGAAAGAGAUGGGGAUCGACCCGGUCACACACAAGCCCUUCUCUCAAGUCCUGAGAGACUAUGGAAACAUAGGGGGCACCACGAGAGAAAGCCGAAUCGGGUCCACAGAUCAACCCCAAGCAUUUUCAGACCUAAACACCCACCAAAUACCACCAAAGGUAACAAGUAGAACUGAAACAGACACUGCCCAAAACUAUCACUCCCUAGAUCUUCUUGCCCAGCUUCAUGCCAUAAAGCUGGUCACAGAAGCCUCAACUUGCUCUGCACAUGGCGGAAUGACAUUCAUGCCUUCGAAUACCUCGUUCCCGCCUCCCACUUCUUCCUCUUCCACCGGGUCUGCAGCACCGCAGAGCUUCAGUUGGAGCGAUUUUCUUAUCGAAGACGUGACUUUGCCAACUGAACUUUCAAAGGAAGGGAUCAGGAUGAGACCACAGAAUGAGAUCAAGAACGAGGCCAGAGAGGAAAGUAAUGGGACAGGAGGUUUUCAUCAGAAUGGUACAAGCAACGGCCUUAAAGGGUCAUCAAUCCCAUCCUCAGAUGGUUCAUUUGUGGAGUCCAUAUUGAGCCAGAACGAGGAGAUGUUCAUGGAGUUUCCUGAACUUUGGGAGGAACCACUCUACUAAUUAACUAAGGCACUGCACUGCUAAAUUUCCUUCCUGGGAUUGAGAUGGGAUUUCUACUAAAGAAGUACAAAAUAAUGGAGUUCCAAAGUGUUUGCUACCUGCUAAACAUCUUCUAAUGUUUUGGGUCAGAGUUGUUUCUGUACUUUUGUUUUGGGUUCAUACUUAUGUCAUGGACAGGAUGGCAUGCACUGAUAAUGUAUUACAUUUCAUAAAGUUGACAUCAGAACCGGAGGAAUCGGUCUCUACGAUUGUAUAGCCAAGAGCAAGCCCA
This is a messenger RNA of Syzygium oleosum, 1430 nucleotides long. RefSeq names its product transcription factor MYB35-like. Bases 206 to 1159 code for a protein of 317 amino acids. The transcript has 4 exons. Lineage: Eukaryota; Viridiplantae; Streptophyta; Magnoliopsida; Myrtales; Myrtaceae. The record is from RefSeq and is a predicted model, not a curated record.